Messenger RNA from Nerophis lumbriciformis (worm pipefish), 3864 nucleotides. The record is from RefSeq and is a predicted model, not a curated record. NCBI's taxonomy places the organism in Eukaryota, Metazoa, Chordata, Actinopteri, Syngnathiformes, Syngnathidae.
AUGAGCGACGGCGGCGCCUUGCAGCAGCGCACCACUUACCUCAUCUCCCUAACCUUGGUCAAGGUAGAGGCAGUGGAGGAGAAUGCAGGGGAAAUCCAGAGGAGCACCCCGGGGAGGGAGGAGAGAAAGGUGGGGACUGGAGAAAGCGAGCUCCAACCUCUGGAGGCUCCUCUGCAAUCAAGUAAAGUCAAAGAUGAAACUCUGUGUAUCCCCUCCCAGCCAGAAAGAGACACGAGUCCAAAGUCUCUAGACCCAGACUUGAGGGAACCAGAGAUAGAGGAGGAGAAUGCAUGGGAGGUCCAGAGAAGCACCCUGGGGAGGGAGGAGAGCAAGGUGGGGACUGGCGAAACCUCACUCCAACUUCUGGAGACUCCUGACCAGUCAAACAAGGUCAAAGAUGGAGGAAGCACCUUGAAAGAUGAACCGCCGUCCAUCCUCUUCCAGCCAGAGACAUCCACAAGUCCAAAGUCUGUAGACCCAGACUUGCGGAAACCAGAGAUAGAGAAGGAGAACGAAUGGGAGGUUCAGAGAAGCACCCCAGGGAGGGAGGAGAGCAAGGUGGGGACUGGCGAAACCUCACUCCAACCUCUGGAGGCUCCUGUCCAAUCGAGCGAGGUCAAAGAUGGAGGUAGGACCUUGAAAGAUAGACCACUAUGUAUCUCCUUCCAGCCAGAAAGAACCACAAGUCCAAAGUCUGUAGACCCAGACUUUAGGAAACUGGAGAUAGAGGAGGAGAAUGCAUGGGAGGUUCAGGGGAGGGAUGAGUGCAAGGUGGGGAUUGGAGAAACCUCAGUCCAACCUCUGGAGGCUAAAGCUCCUGUCCAAUCCAAUGAAGUCAAAGAUGGUGCUCCGACCUUGAAAGAUGGCCCACCAUGGAUCCACUUCCAGCCAGAAAGAGCCACGAGUCCAAAAUCUGUAGACCCAGAGACGAUCCGUAGCGCCCCUGAAACGAAGCAAUCCUGGCCUACGGAGACGCUAGAACCCGUCCGUACCCCGACUAGGACUAGCCUGCCCAUCCGUCCUGUCAGUCUGCUGAAAUCACACGGCUGCACAUCCGCCCGCGGCCGGGACUCCAGGGAGGCUCGGGAACGUAGCCCCGCCUCAGCCCAGAGUCUGGACCGCAAAGACAGCCGGGUGCCUUCGCGUUCGCCAGGCCCGUGCAGGGCCUCCUGGGCGGAGGCCGGCGGGACGGAUCUGUGGAGGGACGCGCGGGACGAGGUCCCGGCAGCUGCGCCACGCAAGGAUAGACUCAAGUCGGGUUCCGGUUCACUCCCCGUACCGGCUAGCCGGGCUAGCAAAGCUCCCCGCAAGGGGAAGAGUCGCACGCUGGAUAACAGCGACUUGAAGAGCCUCUCUCAAGACCUGGCGCUGAGCAAGGAGGCCCAGCAGGGCCAGCGAGGGGCCUCCAAGGAUAGGAAGAUGUUGAAAUUCAUCAGCGGCAUUUUCACCAAGAGCAAUUCGGGGCCAUCACCAAGCCCGCUCUUUAUUCAGAGGGACUCCAGCGAGGAGGAAGUUAACAUUGCCAACAGCCAGGAAUGGAGCUUGGGCAGAUCCGUCCCGGAGCUGAGACUGGGUAUUCUGGGAAGCCUGAAAAGUGGCAAGUCCGCCCUGGUGACCAAAUACAUCACCGGCAGCUACGUUGCGCUGGAGAAACCCGAUGGCGGCAGGUACAAAAAGGAGGUGCUCGUGGACGGACAGAGUUACCUGUUACUGAUCCGAGAGGAAGCCGGGGCCCCCGACGAGCAGUUCUGCGGCUGGGUGGACGCCGUCCUUCUGGUGUUCAGUCUGGAAAAUGAAGAGAGUUUCCAGGAGCUUUACCGGCUGUACGGCCAGCUCAGCUCGCAGCGGGCCGACGUACCCGUCAUCGUCGUCGGCACUCAAGAUAAGAUCAGUAGCGGCAACCCCCGAGUGAUCGACGACAAACGAGCCCGACAGUUGUGCAUGGACGUACGUCACUCACUCUUCUACGAGACCUGCGCCACCUACGGCUUCAACGUCGAUCGAGUCUUCUCGGAGGCCGCCCAGAAAAUGGUGGCCCAAAAGAAGCAGACGGGUCUCCAGGCCUGCAAGUCGCUGCCCAACUCUCCGAGUCACUCCGGAGGCUCAACACCGGGAUCGGCCUCCUUCCCGGGACAGGUCAGCAACGGCGUGGGUGGCGGCUACGCCUGUUCCCUCCCCUCCACACCCGUGCUCAGUCACAGGGAGUUGAGGGUGGCGCAUGGGGAGGGUGGCGCCCGUUCACUCAAGAGCGUCCCCCGGAGGCCCUCGCUCUUCAAGAACCGGGACCCGGAUAGGAAGGGCGCUGAUGCUAAAGGAGAUAGUGGCGCUACACGGGCCGUUCCCAUCAAACAGAGCAUCCUGUGGAAGAGAAGUGGCAGCUCGCUGAAUAAGGAGUGGAAGAAGAAAUAUGUCACCCUGUCCAAAAAUGGCACCCUCUGCUACCACUCCAGCUCCAGUGACUACAUGCAGAACGUGCACGGGAAGGAAAUCGACCUGCUACGCGUGACGGUGAAGGUUCCCGGCAAGCGGCCCCCGAGGGCCGUGGCGCCCGCGGGCCCCUCGCCGGUGCCCCCCGCCUCCUCCGGGGUCAAUGGGCUCGCCAAGGAGAUGCCGAGCUCUGAUGGCUCCAGCACAGUUCCCCAGUUGUGUCCUUCCACCCUGUCUGUGCUGGACGACCGCUCCACCACUGUCGGGGAACGAGGACUUCAACGCUGCCCCUCGUCCCUGUCCACAAAAGCACAAAGCGUCGAUGCCCUCGAAGGGACGUCGGGACCUUUUUCCGGAAAAGACGCCGGCCAAUCAUCUCCCAUGAGCGACCGCAAGAAGAACAAAAGGAAGAAGAGCAUGAAUCAGAAAGGAGACGCCGCCGCCACAGCCGUCGCCGUCGGGCAAGCGGAAGCCAAACGCAAAAUGUGGAAGUUAAAAAGCUUCGGUAGCUUGAGAAACAUUAACAAGACAGAUGAAGAAAAUGCCGACUUUAUCAUUGUGUCCUUUACCGGACAGACGUGGCACUUUGAGGCUCCCAGUCUGGAAGAGAGGGACUCGUGGGUGGCGGCCAUCGAGAGUCAGAUCUUGGCCAGCCUGCAGUCUUGUGAGAGUAGCAGAAACAAGGCACGCCGCAGCAGCCAGAGCGAGGCGGUGGCACUGCAAGCCAUCCGGAACACCAAAGGCAACAACCUUUGCGUGGACUGUCAAGCACCAAACCCCACCUGGGCCAGCCUCAACCUGGGCGCGCUGAUCUGCAUCGAGUGCUCGGGGAUCCACCGUAACCUGGGCACUCACCUGUCUCGGGUACGCUCCUUGGACCUGGACGACUGGCCCGGAGAGCUGACGCGAGUGCUGGCCGCCAUCGGGAACCACACGGCCAACGGCGUCUGGGAGGCUCGAACUCUGGGCAGGCCCAAACCCGCCCCCAACGCUUCACGCGAAGAGAGGGAAUCGUGGAUUCGCGCCAAGUACGAGCAACGGGCCUUCGUGCCGCCCCUCCGGCCGCCGGCGGAUGACGACAUGGCAUCUCGGCUGCUGUCGGCGGUAAACGAGAGAGACCUUCCGGGUCUCCUUCUGCUGCUGGCCCACAGCAGCAAGGAGCUGGUCAACGCCCGACCGCCCCCCACCGGCACCGCCCUGCACGCCGCCUGUCAGCUGGGCGACGCCGUCAUGGCGCAACUGCUCAUCUGGUACGGAAUCGACGCGAAAGCCAGGGACCACCAGGGCCGGACGGCAAUGAUGAUGGCCAAAAAAAGCGGGAGCAAAGGUUGCGUGGAUAUUUUGCUCCAACACGGCUGCUGUGACGAGACUUCGCCCGCCGCGACCACGCCCGUUCUCGCGCGCCGCUCAAGCGGCGCUGGAAAACACGGACCGUAG